AUGAGCACUCGCAAGAAGAAGACUGCGCAGACCCACAGGAAAGUUUGCUGCUGUGAAGCAUUCCAGUGCAAUGUCGGGAGCUAUGUUGAUGCUUCUGGCAAUAACCAACCGGGAGUCGAGCUGACUCGCGAAGCAUACGAAGCUCAUCGGCGUGUCGAGAUUCGUAAUCGCGCGCGUGCUACCUUAUCUCCUUCGACUUCUUCCUCAAGGACACCACCACAGACACCACCACGUUUGAAUCGGGAUGUUUCGACAAGUCAAACAGAUAUAACUUCUCCUUUAGCUCGUAUGACCUUGAAUCAGUCAGAAGAAGAAAACCUCCGGACCCGUCCUCCUCAUUCUCAUCCCUUGGGACCAGCACAGCGUGAGGUUGUAUCGUGUCUUUUGCACCAUUCUGAUGAAGAUGAUGUAGAGGCUGGUGAUUUGGAAGGAGAUUCCGGCAGUGGCAACAUCCUCGAAUGA
Melampsora larici-populina 98AG31 is the source of this 462-nucleotide messenger RNA. RefSeq lists its product as uncharacterized. The transcript has a single exon. The record is from RefSeq and is a predicted model, not a curated record. NCBI's taxonomy places the organism in Eukaryota, Fungi, Basidiomycota, Pucciniomycetes, Pucciniales, Melampsoraceae. The coding region runs from base 1 to 462 and encodes 153 amino acids.